Messenger RNA from Punica granatum (pomegranate), 1397 nucleotides. The record is from RefSeq and is a predicted model, not a curated record. Lineage: Eukaryota; Viridiplantae; Streptophyta; Magnoliopsida; Myrtales; Lythraceae.
AAUAUUCCAAUAAAAUGCCCACGAGGAACGUACACUCCCAGGUCAAGCAAGCAGCCAUCCUUCGUUUCUACCAGAAAAGAACAGAGCCUCUGCCUCUACUUCCACCGAAUGGCGGCGACGGCGGCUGGGACCUCCCAUCCCUCCUCCCUCCUCCUCCCAAAAUCCUCUACGGCUUCCUCCCAGGUAACCCAACAGGGUCCCGGUCACCUCAGAAUCCCUGCUUCCUCUCCGCUCUCGAAGCUGGGCCUCGUCGCCAGGAACGGAGAUUUGUGCACCGCGAGAGCAGCAACAUCGGUGACCGUCCUGGAGACAAACUCGAGGUCUCCCCUCUCUGCCAAGAAGAACGAGAAGCCGAUCAUUGUCAUUGACAACUAUGACAGCUUCACCUACAACCUGUGCCAGCAUUUUAGAUGGCAGAUGUGGCCUUUGAACUUUGCUGUGAUGAUGAUGUUGAUACGGUACAUGGGAGAGUUGGGAUGUAAGUUUGAAGUCUAUCGAAAUGAUGAGUUGACUGUGGAAGAGUUAAAACGGAAAAAUCCAAGAGGAGUGCUCAUAUCCCCAGGACCGGGUGCACCUCAGGAUUCAGGAAUAUCAUUGCAGACUGUUCUAGAGCUUGGACCAAUAGUUCCGCUGUUUGGAGUGUGCAUGGGUUUGCAAUGCAUCGGAGAGGCUUUUGGAGGAAAAAUUGUGCGCUCUCCUUAUGGAGUCGUGCAUGGAAAAAGUUCUCCUGUAUAUUAUGAUGAGAAGGGGGAAGAUGGAUUGUUUGCUGGACUAUCAAACCCCUUUUUGGCAGGUAGAUACCAUAGCCUAGUCAUUGAGAAGGAGAGCUUCCCGAGUGAAGAGCUUGAGGUCACUGCUUGGACAGAGGAUGGGCUAAUUAUGGCUGCUCGUCACAAAAAAUACAAGCAUCUACAGAUCUUUGGUGCUGCUAUCCAUGAAUCUGCAAUCUCUUGCUCUCUGUACUCUCCCGGCACUACAGUAAUGUCUAAAUGUGAAAAUGCGCAGGGGGUGCAGUUCCACCCAGAAAGCAUCAUCACUACUGAAGGCAAGACAAUCAUCAGUAACUUUGUAAAGAUGAUCAAGAGAAAGGAGGCCGAAUUUCAGAACUAGCUCCCCUGAUGUAAUGUUAAAAUUGUAGUUUAGUUUCUCAAAGGGAAAGGAAUAAAUUUGGACCUCAAUUAGUUUAAUCAGUGUACCUCAUUUCAUAAUUCUUUAUCUGCCUGAUCAGACAUUUCACCAUCUCCAUGUUGGCAGCCAACAGAUUAGAAAUUUCAAAUACAUGGUGUUUUUAGAUUCUAGUUUGGCAAGCUGGUAUUUAUAUGGUCUAGAAAAUUCAACAUUGCAUAAGGCGAAAUUCGCCAUAUGCUGGCCAAUUUUGGAAUGCAUAUAUUCGUCAA